Oncorhynchus tshawytscha (Chinook salmon) is the source of this 1876-nucleotide messenger RNA. Its product is annotated as heparan sulfate glucosamine 3-O-sulfotransferase 1-like. The coding region runs from base 587 to 1492 and encodes 301 amino acids. The transcript is spliced from 3 exons. The record is from RefSeq and is a predicted model, not a curated record. Gene Ontology annotation, molecular function: [heparan sulfate]-glucosamine 3-sulfotransferase activity. Lineage: Eukaryota; Metazoa; Chordata; Actinopteri; Salmoniformes; Salmonidae.
CACAGUGCUACGCAAGGCAGCGUUCCGCACAAAUCUCACCACGUUCCGAUGGAGUGGGGUUUGCAUGUCUGUUUCGAGGGAUUGAGUCAAAACAAGCUCUGAAAAAAACGGGGCUCAGUUUCCCUAAUGUCCUCCUUCAAAUUAAUUAGUGAUGAGAGUGGCUGAUGCUCUGAGUGUAUUUCAGUGAGGGAUAAAGGACGACAGUUUUAGGCUCUUGUAGUCAGCUGCUGGUGUAAAAGUGCAAUCCGUUGGUUCAUCUGUGACUGAACUCGAGCCAGACCGAUGACUCUCGGAGAUUCCAUCACUAUCGCCGACCUCAUGCAAGGAAUUGGGACGCAGGUUGAAUGAUCUGUGAUUGCAUUCUGAAAUACAAUUCCUUCUUGCUUUUGGAUAAAUCAUGUGCUCUGGACUGGCUGUGAUUUCUCCUCCUCAUGCUCGAUGGCAGACGAAGACAGCCGCUCUGUUCAUGUGAGCUUUGAUCACAAAGAGAUGGCUCUGAUCCACAGCUAAACCUGAUCCACUGCUCUCCUGUCUCUCUGACCAUCCCCUCUCCUCUAUUUUUCUCUUCACGUCAACCUCCCUCACCAUGGCCUGCUUGUUGGUGUCAGUGUUCCUCCUGGUUCUCCAGACUUAUGCUGCCCCAUCGGAGUUUGUUCAGAGUCUGGAUCUGGGCCCUGGACUCACUGCCAAUGUCACUCUGUCUCCACCCCCGGGGACUAGCAAACAUGCCCCCCACAGCAUCAUCAUUGGGGUGCGCAAGGGGGGGACACGCGCCCUGCUGGAGAUGCUAGAUAUCCACCCUGAGGUCGCUGCCGCCGCCACAGAGGUGCACUUCUUCGACUGGGACGAGAACUACGCCAAGGGCUUUGACUGGUACCGUGAGCUGAUGCCCUAUUCCUACCCGCACCAGAUCACAGUGGAGAAGACGCCAGGCUAUUUCACCUCUUCCCUGGCGCCAGAGCGCAUCCGUGCCAUGAACUCCUCCAUCAAGCUGCUGCUGAUCCUGCGGGACCCAACUGAACGCGUCGUCUCAGACUACACCCAGGUCUACUUCAACCGCCUGGAGAACCACAAGCCAGUGCAGGCCAUUGAGAAUCUGCUGGUGCGCAGCGGAGCUCUCAACACCCGCUACAAGGCCAUCCAGCGUAGCUUCUACGACGUGCAUAUGCGGAACUGGCUGCGCCACUUCCCUCUGGAGCAGAUCCACAUCGUUGAUGGGGACACUUUGAUCCGGGACCCCCUUCCCGAGCUGCAGAAAGUAGAGCGUUUCCUCAACCUGCCCCCCAGGAUAAUGUCGUCCAACUUCUACUUCAACCAGACCAAGGGGUUCUUCUGCAUCCGGAGUGAGGGGCGAGAACGCUGCCUGCACGAGUCCAAAGGGCGUCCCCACCCGGCCGUCAACAGUACCGUGCUGCAACAGCUACGCUCCUACCUCCGGGAGCACAAUCGUAACUUCUACCGCCUGGUGAAGCGCUCCUUUGACUGGCAGUAAAGGCAGGGCACCCCUCUUCCUAUGUGGACUAGUUCCUCCUGGCCCACAGAAGACUUAGGAACCAUUGCCCUGUUUAAGGACUGACUGACUAGUAUUAAAGGGGCAAAAGCACUUUACGAACUCUGACACCCAAACACUCCUGUCAAUCGCCUUUUACUCUGCUCUGGUGUCAGCAGCGCAGUUCCACAUUUACAAAAUAAAGCAAGAACUUAAAAUAUAAGCUAACGUGGAAAAAUCGGCAAUCUUGAUAAGUCAUUCUCUGUACUGUACCGAACAAAAGUGACGCAGAUUGUGGCAAAACAAUUUUGUGAACCUGAUGGAUUUUUUUCUGCUUUGUUUGAUAUUCUUGUACUUGAUAAUAAAUUGUUCUGCUUUAAAAAUGUA